AUGAGCGAUUCUCGAUCUAAACCAGUAAUAAAAGAUGUUCCCUUGGUGGUAAAGGGCAAGAUUGAGGGUCGCUUGACCGAAUUCCAACGAGGAAAGUUCUUAGGGAAGGGAGGAUUUGCCAGGUGUUAUGAAUUAAUUCGAAGCGACGAGAUUUAUGCCGGAAAAUGUAUCUCCAAGACCUUGUUGAUGAAGAAGAGCCAGCGAGAGAAGGUGAGGAUCGUUACUUUUGUCCUCUUUUUGCGUUUAGAUUUUGUUGAAGAAGACCAACUGGGCGUUGCUUUAGGUUGUCCAAGAGAUCAAAAUCCAUUCGACUUUAAAACACCCAAAUGUUGUCAACAUUUUGGGACAUUUUGAGGAUGACGAGAAUGUUUAUGUCUUGUUGGAGUUGUGUGCUCGACGAUCAUUGAUGGAGCUCAGCAAACGUCGACGAACAGUCACAGAACCCGAAGCUCGAUAUUUCACGGAUCAGGUAAUACUGGUGUUAAAAGCAUAGCUUCCAGCAGUUAUGAUCUUUUCUUCCGAGGAAAGGUACUUUUACUCCCAUCUCCAUUGCUUUUGAUGUUUGCUUCACCAUUUCAAAAUCAAUUUUCAAUUCUAUCUUUUAGUUGGUUGCUGGAUGUGAAUAUCUCCAUUCCCAGAAGAUUAUUCACAGAGAUCUGAAACUUGGAAACCUCUUUCUCAAUGAUGAUAUCGUCCUAAAGAUUGGAGACUUUGGUUUAGCCACAAAGGUUGAAUUUGACGGACAAAAGAAGCAAACUUUAUGUGGAACUCCCAAUUAUAUUGCUCCAGAGAUGUUGAUGAAGGCCGGGCAUUCCUAUGGAGUUGAUAUUUGGGCGAUUGGAUGCAUCUUGUACACUCUUCUUUGUGGCAAACCGCCGUUCGAAACCGAGUCUCUCAAAGUAAAUUUUUUUAAUGUUUAACUCGAUUUGCGUGGUGAAUAUCCCAAUUUCUCAAUUUUGAUCUGAUUCUUCUAUUAUUUGCAGCAAACCUAUUCCAAGAUCAAAACUAACGAUUAUAUUAUCCCCAAAAGGAUUGGUCAAGAUGCCUGUAAUCUGAUCAAUGCUCUUCUGGCUGCCCAUCCGGAAAAUCGACCAAGCGUAUUUGAUAUUCGAAAGCAUCCCUUCUUUACCGAUGGAUUCAUGCCCAAGGCCCUUCCCACUUCUUGUUUGGUCUCGGCUCCUAGAUUCAAUGUGGACGCGGUCUCCGGAGGCCCUAUUCCACAUGGAACUAGGAUGCAUUUGGGAGACCCGGUGAACCAGAUGAACGCCCUCAAGCUGAGAAACGAACCAUCGCCAAGAGUGAAGCAGGUCAGAGCGAUUGGAUCACAUAAUGAGAAGAAUUAUUUGUGCUAUAUUAUUAAUGCCAAGUUUUAUUUUAGGAUGCCUCAGUGGUCAUUGCCACGACCCGAGCUCCCGCCGAUCAGGAUGAAAUCAGCAUCAACGACCACUUGGAGAAACUUUGCCGAAUCUUGUCUCCAUUCCUCAACGAGGGAAUCAGAAGAGAUACUCCGAGUAAGGCGGUCAUGUAUAAUAUAAUUUUUUAUUGUGUUAAACAUAAUUUUUGUGUUUAGUGGAUGUCCAAGAGCAAGAUCCGGCCUCUGCUCCGAUCUAUUGGAUUGCCAAAUGGGUGGACUACUCGAACAAAUAUGGGCUAUCGUAUCAAUUAUCAGAUGAGAGUGUUGGAGUUAUUUUUAACGAUCAGACCAAGGCUAUUGUGGACAGAACUGGAGAGUAAGUUACGUUUUGGGUUUACAGAUGACGGGUAAACGGUAUUACAAAUUCUUUUUAGGAACAUACAAUACACGGAGAGGGAUAAUACUGAGAUGUAUUACACCAUGUCCCAAUAUCCACCAGUUUUGGAAAAGAAGUUGACAUUGCUCAGAUACUUCCGCGGAUACAUGUCUAAGCACUUGCUUACGGCUGGCCAGAGCAUGAAGAGACAAGGAGAUGAACUCUCCCGCUUGCCGCAGAUGACUGUCUGGUUCAGAACAACUUCGGCCAUCAUCUUCUUGAUGACUGAUGGAACUUUGCAAGUCAAUUUCUUUGAGGUGAGGAGAUAUUGGGGGGUAUUUGUGGCCAGAGUUGGGUAUCUCGUAUUUUAGAGCUGUCGGGAACGAUGAAAAUUUUAUUUGGGAUAUUAAUUUGUUUUAUCUUUGCUUCAGGACCACACCAAGAUCAUUAUUUCAUCGGUGAUGACUGCCGCCACCUAUAUCAAUGUCAAGCGAGAGUGCCAGACCUACCAGCUGAAGCAUCUCGAAGAAGGAUGUCCCCAUGACAUCCAACGCCGUCUCGCUUAUGCGAAGGCAAUGGCCGAUCGCCUCCUCAAGAGAAGACUCCCAACCCCAGGUGUUGCCGGCCCCUCCUCGGGCGAACCCGCGCAUGUUAUAGAGAUCAACUAGUAAGAGAUGAUUAACUGGAUUAAGAACUACUUUGUAAUUUGUUACAUUCCUGACUCGAGAUCACAAAUAAAACUAAAUACAUGUCAAGGAUAAUGUAAAAAUCUAGUGUAAUGUAACUUUGUUUGUGUAAUAAACUGUGUUUGAAGUGUUGGUGGUCUGAAUAUGAAUAAUGGCGUUGAAGAAGUCGUCCUUUUAAUGUUGGGUUGGGGCCAGGAGGUCAAUGGAUUAACUGGCCUUUUAGAUAAUCCCCCAAGGCUCUCCGGUUGUGACAUGUCGAAUUAA
Bursaphelenchus xylophilus (pine wood nematode) is the source of this 2680-nucleotide messenger RNA. Lineage: Eukaryota; Metazoa; Nematoda; Chromadorea; Rhabditida; Aphelenchoididae. The record is from the annotation of a GenBank genome assembly.